Messenger RNA from Eimeria tenella, 483 nucleotides. RefSeq lists its product as uncharacterized. The annotation marks the transcript as partial. NCBI's taxonomy places the organism in Eukaryota, Apicomplexa, Conoidasida, Eucoccidiorida, Eimeriidae. The record is from RefSeq and is a predicted model, not a curated record. The transcript is spliced from 2 exons.
CGCGGAGGGGGCGACGCGGGUGCAGGCGCGAAGGCUGCAGCGAGCUGCUGCAGCAGCAGCAGCAGCAGCAGCAGCAGCAGCAGGGCGGGGUGCAGGGUCGUGGCCGAGCAGCAGCAGCAGCGGGAACCCGCGCUGCUCAUUCUGGGCUGCGACGGACUCUUCGAUGUCAUUGAAGACAAUGCCGUUGCUGCUUUUGCCCUGGGAGUCGUGCGGGCUGUUGCUGCUGCUUGUCCUGCUGCUGCAGCAAGCGAAGCAGCAGAAGCAGCAGCGAGGGCCCUCGUCCACGAGGCCAUUUCCCUCCGAAUGAGCGGAGACAACGUCUCCAUCAUCAUCUGCGUCCUGCAGCAACUCCAGGAUCUUGCUGCUGCUGCAGAUGCUGCUGCUGCUGCUGCAGACGCCGCCAGCGGACGCCUCAGCGCCGGCGACCAGCAGCACAACGGCACACAGGCAGGGACCUUCACAUUUGGCCAUUUAGAAGCAUAG